AUGGGAUCUAAAUCGCUUAAUCACCUAAAUAUGUUCCCUCGUCAACCAAAUUGGCUAUUCAAACAAGAUACACCUCAUAUUUACCCUGAUAGUCCUACAUUACCUGAUUGGAAAUAUCAAUAUACUAAAGGAGGUUUUAUUGAUGAAUAUGGUCGAAAACAUACUUCCGGAUAUGAAUACAAUUGGGAUUAUACAGAAAUAUUUAAUGAAGUCGAUAUGGAACAUCAAAUGAAUGUAGAAUAUUACACGCGAGCAUAUGAUGCAGUCAUUCAAGGUAUAAGAAGACAUACAAAUAAUUAUGACAUGAAAUAUGUUGGAAUGGUUUUGGGAUAUCAUAAUGAAUUCGAUUGGUAUCGAUAUUUUCUUAAUCAUUCAAAUCAUGCGCCAGAUAUUCCACUAGAUUUUAUUGCAUAUCAUUUCUAUGCUAUAGCUAAUAAUCGUACUGAUCCAAAAGAUUGGGAAUCCUUCUUUAGUCAACUUGAUACAUUUACAUUAGAAAUCGAAGAGAUUGAAGAAAUACGCAAAAGUCUUUCGCCAGAAACACGAACAACUAUUGAUGAAUUGGGUGUGAUUCUUCCUGAUGAUAAUACACCAGGAGCCCCACGAUUUCCUUUAGUAUAUUGGAAUGCUGCAUCUGCACUCUUUGCAUAUGCAUGGGCAAAAAUAUCUCGACAAGGUAUCGAUGUUAUUGCACAUAGUCAACUUGUUGGCUAUCCGGAAUUACCUGAUCUUCAAUUUCAACCUAACUAUCCAAGUGUCACUAUGCUCAACUGGACCACAGGAGAAGGAACAGCCAAAUAUUGGACAUUAAAACUUCUUAUCGAGACAGCUGAUAUUGAUAAUGAUCAAGCAGUUGUUACGCGAACAAUCGAUGGCGGUGAACAGAAUGUCUUUAGUCAAGCAUUUACUGGGAAAGAUGAUCGUCGAUGGGUGCUGAUUGUUAAUAAACGAUAUACUGAUAUUGAUGUACUUUUGCCUGGAUGUAUAGGAGGUCGCAUGCAAAUUGUAAAUGAAGCAUCUGGUUUUGGACCUGCAACAGAAGUAACAUUAACAUUGAAUCGAAUAACAUUAAGUCCAUUUGCUGUUGCUGUCAUUCAUAUGCCUCCUACAAAUGUACUAUGA
Molecule: messenger RNA, 1122 nt
Organism: Adineta ricciae
Lineage: Eukaryota; Metazoa; Rotifera; Eurotatoria; Adinetida; Adinetidae
Source: the annotation of a GenBank genome assembly